Aspergillus bombycis is the source of this 7197-nucleotide messenger RNA. Its product is annotated as putative THO complex component (Rlr1). Gene Ontology annotation, cellular component: THO complex part of transcription export complex. Gene Ontology annotation, biological process: mRNA export from nucleus; mRNA processing. The record is from RefSeq and is a predicted model, not a curated record. Lineage: Eukaryota; Fungi; Ascomycota; Eurotiomycetes; Eurotiales; Aspergillaceae. The transcript is spliced from 2 exons. Gene Ontology annotation, molecular function: mRNA binding. The coding region runs from base 1 to 7197 and encodes 2398 amino acids.
AUGGCGCAACACAACCUACCUCGCGAUCACUCCGAUGGUCGCGGAAGAGGGCGCCGACAGAAUAAUCGAGGGGGAAGGAACAACCUUGGACGGAGGCCUAGCAGCGACAACCAGAACCAGGCUGGCGGUCGGAAGGAUACUGCUAUGUCUCCGCCCAACACAACACCGGCGAAAGAAGCUCCGGAUCAGAAUCAAACAAACGGCGCCUCCUCAGCGAUGAAUCAGCCCCAACCUCCCCCCUCGCCUUCACCGGCUCCUUCGCAAUCACAGCCACACCCACCGCCCCCGCCACAACUCCAGAUAUCGCAUGUUCCUCCCGUCCAACCUGCCGUUCCACCUCCCCCAUUCGAUUAUGAGUACGUGAGUGACACAGUGGUUGAAGCAUGGUCCUCUACAGGGAAACAAAAACUUGUUGAGGAUGGAGUGCAUGCAAAGAAUGAGCAGGAUAUCGCAAAUUUGGCCGCGAUAUACCAGGAAGUGAUCCGGGCCGCUUUUUACGGACGGCUGUCGCCGACGGAUGCUGGGGCGGUAGUUAAAGAUAUCAUAGGAGAAGAUGUUGCUGCAGAAGAUAUUGAUAUGGAUAGUGAAGGACAGAUGGCAACCCUCCUUGAUACCCGUUCUCUGUUCUUGGACACGCUAUCUAUUGUUACCGAUUCCGACACGACGAACCCUGCCCUGAAGCCAUUGGUAUUCUCGACUGGGAUUAGCUCCGCGCUCAUGCGCCUUCAACUCGAUACACCGCUUCUCCAGUCUCUGGGCCUUGUCCGUGAUACAUUUGCCCGUAUGGGAAUUCGGAAGCAGACCAAUCUGCUUUACCGACAAUCUAACUAUAACCUACUGCGUGAAGAAUCUGAGGGUUACUCAAAACUACUCACCGAACUUUUCACGACCAGCAACAAUGAACCUCCGUCGAGUGAGGUAGUUGAGGAUACCUUCGAGAGGGUCAAGGCAAUGAUCGGCGCGUUCGAUAUGGAUGUCGGCCGUGUGCUUGACGUCACGUUGGAUGUUUUCGCUGCCGUACUCGUUAAGCAGUAUCGAUUCUUUGUGAAGCUAUUAAGAGCGAGCUCAUGGUGGCCCAAGGAGGAUGCUUUCCGCGGUUCUGACAGUGACAACCGUGAUUCCGGGCUUCCAAACUGGGCACUACCAGGCUCUGCGGGAUGGGUAACGACAGACGAAGAACGGGCCGAAUUGGUGCACACAAACCAGCAUCGAGAUGCAGAAUUCUGGAAGCGAGUCAACGAGAUUGGAAUCCGGGCCUUCUUCGAGAUUGGCCGCAAACCAGUAUCUGAGGAGGAACUGAAACGUGUACUCCCUGAAAGCAACAAUCUUUCGGAAGAGGAGGCGGGAACACGUAAAUGGAUCGUGGAGACAGGGACAUUGCCACCUAAAGGGAACCGAGUGGCGGCACAGCUUCUCGGAUUCAAGCUUCGUUUCUACUCGUCUCGGGCCCGUAAUAAGUCGGACAUUCUCCCGGACAAUCUUAUCUACUUGGCGGCAUUGCUGAUUAAGGUAGGGUUCAUUUCCCUACGUGAUUUGUACCCUCACCUUUGGAGACCCGAUGAUUCUAUGGAUCUUUUGAAGGAGGAAAAAAUGAAAGAAAAAGCGGAAAGGGAGAGGGCAGCGCGACCUGGUGGGGGUGUGAAUGCGUUAAUGAUGGCCGGUGCUUUGUCGGACGAUACUCUACCUACCCCUACUCCUCGCAUUCGGGAAUCAGAGACACGAUCAGCAACACCUGGGAAAGACCAAGAGACGGAAAAGUCAACUCCAGCCAAGACCGAGGAAGAUGAACUUCCUGAGCCGUCAGACCAGAAAGUGAUGCUUCUUAAGAGCUUACUGGCAAUUGGUGCGCUUCCCGAAUCCCUAUUCAUACUCAGCAAAUUUCCCUGGCUUAUGGACGGCUACCCGGAACUUCCCGAGUUUAUUCAUCGUAUUCUCCACCACUGUUUGAGCAAGGUAUAUGCUUCAUUGCGCCCCCUCCCAUCUGUGGAGGAGCUUAGAGGGCAGAAGCAAAUCCUGAGUUCAGACCAGUCUGGCAUACCGAAGGGCCAGAUUCGGCUAAGCCAAGCACCCCCAAGGCGGGUGCUUCGAUGGGCUCAACUUGACAAGGAGGAUACGAACGAUGGGACUGAUUAUAGAUUCUACUGGGACGACUGGGCCGAUAGCGUUCCUCUCUGCCAGAAUGUUGACGAUGUCUUUGCCCUCUGCUCGUCGUUCCUAAACCUUUCUGGACACAAAAUUGGGCAGGACGCCAGUCUACUGACCAAACUUGCAAGAAUUGGAAAAGAUAGUCUAAGUAAGGAUGAUUCGCCUGGCAACAGGGCCAGGUGGAAGGACCUCUGCAAACGCCUCUUGGUGCCUGCCAUUAGCUUGACCAAAGCAAACCCCGGUGUUGUCAACGAAGUAUUCGACUUAGUGAGCUUCUUCCCCCGGGAAACUCGAUACAAUAUGUACGCCGAGUGGUACUCCGGACAAACGUCUCGCCUUCCGGACGUCAAGUCGGCGUUUGACCAAGCGAGGGCGGAAACGAAGGACGUACUCAAGAGGCUGAGUAAGACGAAUAUACGACCGAUGGCUCGUGCAUUGGCCAAAAUUGCGUAUGCAAAUCCUGGUAUUGUUAUCAACGUCGCCAUCAGCCAAAUCGAAUCUUAUGAAAAUCUCAUCGAAGUUGUCGUGGAAUGUGCACGUUACUUUACCAACCUCGGGUACGACAUCUUGACAUGGGCGUUGAUCAACUCGCUUGGUCAGAAAGGAAGAAGCCGUGUUCAAGAGGGUGGAUUACUGACCAGUCGCUGGCUGAAUGCGCUGUCAACCUUUGCGGGCAGAACCUUCAAGCGGUACUCGGUAAUGGAUCCUACCCCCGUGCUGCAAUAUGUUGUGGAACAGCUGCGACACAACAAUUCCACCGAUCUUAUUGUCCUAGAGCAGAUGAUCAGUUCUAUGGCAGGUAUCAUCACCGACACCAACUUUAACGACAACCAAAUACAGGCCAUGGCAGGUGGUGACGUCCUUCAAGCCCAAACAAUCCUACAGCUGUUGGACCGACGACACGAAUCUAAAACUACAUCGAGGCGACUAAUGAAAGCGUUGACCGUCUCGAAGCUCGCUGGUCAGUUGCUUAUUGCAAUCGCCCAGGAACGUUGGACCUGCAUUUUCCAGGAGUCGGAGGGUUCCUCGGAACUCAAGCUGCUGGGUAACGUAUUUGACGAAAUUCACCGAGUUUUAGCUCAGUAUCUGGACCUUCUGCGCAGUAACAUGUCGGUGGAGGAGUUCGAUUCAUUCGUCCCUGAUCUUGCAUCCCUGAUUGGCGAGUUCGGAGUCCAGCCUGAAGUAGCUUUUUGGAUUCGACGACCAAGUGUGGCCAAGAAGAUAUCCGAGAGUGAAAGAACGACACAGGACGAGGACGCAGGGGUGGCCAAGAGCGGUGAGGGCGAGGAACAGUCUCCGUCUAAAGAUGAGACGGACAAGAUGGAAACGGAUGAAGGAGAAGCGACAGCCCAGGAUGGCGGGCAGCCUGCUGAGAAUGCCAUGGAUGUUGACAAAGAUCAGUCUGAAAAGCCUACUGAGACCGAUGCUGUGAACAAAACAACAGAACAAGCCAUCGCCAUAGCCUCAGUUACUCCCGAAACUCCUCUGAAUCCCGUUAUGCAAGACCUCCAGGACCAGGUAAAGUCGGCUCUGCCUUCUGAAACAUGGGGUGUGGUUGGCCUGCAUUUCUAUGUCACCUUCUGGCAACUGUCUCUUUACGACGUACAUGUACCUCAAAAAGCAUAUGAGGAUGAAAUAGACCGCCAGAAGAAGAAAGUAAUUGCUAUUGGCAACGACCGAUCUGACAUUAGCAUGGCUGGUAGCCAGAGAAAGGAGCGGGAAAAGAAGCAGAUAACCCAGCUUCAAGACCGCAUACUGGAGGAGAACAAGGCUCACCUGAAGUCUUAUGGUCAGACAAGGACGAAGCUGCAGAAGGAGAAGGAUCGAUGGUUCGCUGGUAUGCGUGGGAAACACGAUGCGUUGAAUGUGGCCUUGCUGGAGCAGUGCUUCAUGCCUCGACUGCUGUUGUCACCGAUUGACGCAUUUUACUGCUUUAAACUCCUCAAAUUCCUCCAUACAUCCGGAACGCCUAACUUCCGGACUGUCGGUCUUCUAGACCAAUUGUUCCGAGAGCAGAGACUUACGGCAUUGAUUUUCCAGUGUACUUCAAGGGAGGCUGACAACCUUGGCCGCUUCCUGAACGAGAUUAUCCGAGAUCUUGGCCGUUGGCAUGCCGACAAGGUCGUCUACGAGAAGGAAGCGUUCGGUACCAAGAAGGAUCUUCCUGGAUUUGCCAUGCUUGUUGACCCGGAAGGCAAACCGACGACAUUCCUGGAGUACGAAGACUUCCGCCGACUUUUGUACAAGUGGCACCGUCUUUUGGCUGCUGCCCUCAAAACUUGUUUGAAUGGCGGCGAAUACAUGCACAUUCGCAAUGCCAUUAGCGUCCUCAAGGGAGUUGUGCAAAACUUCCCUGCCGUGAACUGGAUUGGCCGUGAUAUGUUGACCAGUGUGAACAAUCUCAGCCAGAACGACGAGCGAGAUGAUGUGAAGAUUCCCGCAGCCUCUCUGAUUGGUGAUCUCAACCGUCGUGAGAAGAAAUGGAUGCUCCCCCAGGCCUUUAUGAUAACUAGUCAACCAUCAGCAGGGAAGGGCAAUCCUCCAAAGAGUGAAUCAGCUGACAAGAAUGCAAAUGGAAAAUCUCUACCGUCGCGGCCUCAAUCUUCGACUCCAGGCUUGAACGCUUCCGCUACGGAAUUCAAACCAACCACCGAGCCUCACACGUCCAAGUCAGAACCUACAAAGACGGAAGUCGAAGAUGGAGAGAUUGAGGAUGCGAAGAUGACCGAUGCUGUGUCGAGGAACACAACAGAAACAGAUACACUGGGCCAGAAGUCGUCUGAGCAAACUGACACCACAGCCUCAACCACAGCUGAACCAGCUGCUUCCCAGACACAGCAGGCAGGCGGCGCUGAAUCAACAACUAAUGAGAAACCUGCUGCUCCGGCGGUAGAGUCUCGAACCACUCGUCAGCCUACCCCUGCUUCCCCAGCACCUGCUGCAUCCCAUGCCACUCCAAAGGGCCCUGAACCGGGCCGGCAAGCAAACAUUCCUCGACGCCCUGACUCAGAACGAGCGCCAUCCGGCAACCAAAACGUGCGCUCGCAGACGCAUACGCCUAAUCGUCCUUACCGGGAGGAUGGAAGGUUGCCACCACGACCUGACCUUCUAGACGACAGGCGCGAUAGACAUCCAGACUACCCUCGAGGCGGUCGCUAUGGCGGCGAGCAUGACUACAAUAGGUCGUUUGAACAGCCUCUAGGUGAUGGCAGGGGCUAUGGUCGUCUCGAUAGAGAGUAUCCUUUAAGGCCAUCUAUGGACGAGCCAUUCCGUGGCCCUCCUUACCGUGAGGGGCGUCUCCCAAGAGAACCGGAGUGGCCAGAUCGCUCUGGACGUUUGCGCCCUGCGGACGCUCGGGACGCACCACCUGUCGCACGCUCUGGUCCACCGACUCACCCUGAUCGCGCAGAAAUGAUCCACGAUCACCCUGACCGGGAAGGUUAUCGGCGUGGGGAGGCACUGCGACAAGAAAAGGAUGACAGGCGAUCUUUGCCAUCGAGAACGUUAUCACCUCCAAGAGUGGAACUUCCAAACCGCCCGGAACGCUUCCCCGAUGACCGCCGAUCCGGUAACUUCGGACAAACACAUUCACGGCAUGAGGAUCUACCGACCGGACCUCGCAGUGAACGGGUUGGACGGCCUCCCAUGGAAGGCCACGAAUCAAGAGACCCGGACCUGAGCCAUGGACGGUUGCGUCAGCCAGAGCCUCCAGCCGAAAUCCCAUCUGGGCCCCGGAUGCGCAAUGCACCUGGCAGAGGUGGACGAGGUGGGCCAGGGCCAUCUAACGGCCCGAACGCGCCUACUGAACGCCAACCGCCUACUGGGCCAGGUCGCCAGGGUAUGCGUGGCGGUCCUGACCAAUCUGCAUCCGCAGCCCCAUCGUCACCUGGCGCUGAAAGGCUUGAUACCACUGGAAUACAUCCUGACCGGCUGAAGAACCUUCAACCGCAGCCUACGGAUGGCUCCUUUGCAGGACCCAUGCGCUCCAGUCAUCCUUCAUCUCCUGCAUCCGUUGUUCCCCCAUCGGGACCUCGUAGUGCGCUUGGACCACCGCAAGGGCCAUCCUCUCUUAACCGUGGACCGCCCCAAGGCCCCGGUUACGGUGGCGAACGGGGUCGUGGUGAUAAGCGGUUUGCUGGGCUCAACAACAUGCUGCAGCAAUCUGGAGGACCCGCGGAGCGUGCGGGCCCAGGUCCAACCAUUCGUGGCCGAGGUGCCAACCGUCAGCCCGCUGGUAUGAGUGCUCCUUCUCAGGCUCCUGAUGAAGGCGGUCGGUUGGGACCAGCACAGAAUCGACCUGACCUUAUGGCCGGCCGGCCCUCCACUUUCUCCGAGGAUGAUGGACAACCCCGGAAUCGACCAGGCGGAGCCCGUGGGGAACUUGUGGAGGAGACUGGAUCCGAGUCACGGAGGCCUGUGCGGUACUCGGGCCAUGACCGGGAUCGAGAAAGGGAGCAUAACAGAGAACGGGACCGUGGUGACCGUGAUAGAGAUCGGGAACGUGACCGUCGGACAGGCGAGGAGGAGGGAACACGGAGUAGUAGCCGGAGAGAGGAGCACCGAGAUCGGACGCGAGACUUUGAACGGGAGCGCAGCCGUAGAAGUGAUGUAGGCGCAGGCAGCACUCGGGAAGAACGGUACGAGUCCCGUGAGGCAUCACGCCGAGGGACCGGGUCACGCGAUGACAAUCGUCGUCGACGGGAUCGCGAGGAUGCAUCAGACGCCCAGAGUCAGGAACAUGAAGGGCGCCUUCGGCCUCCAUCUUCGCUUGGCGGACACCCACCUCCGCCCCCUCCCCCGCCACCCCUCCCAGGGAACGCCGAGGAAGAACGGCGCUGGGGCGGCGGCCGGGAACCGCGUGAUAGAGAUCGGGACCGGAAUCGGGACCGUCCGCGCGACCGAGACUAUAACCGCGACGGCGGCGGCAGCGGAGGAGGCUCCCAUCGCAAGCGUGGAAGACCCGGGGGCGAUGAGAGUGGACAUGGCGACGGCGGUGGCCGAGGAGGCAUGAGAAUGGGAGGUGAGAGUAAACGGCCUCGGCGAGGGGCGUGA